This is a messenger RNA of Pistacia vera, 3923 nucleotides long. RefSeq names its product transcription factor PIF3-like. The record is from RefSeq and is a predicted model, not a curated record. The transcript is spliced from 8 exons. Gene Ontology annotation, biological process: regulation of DNA-templated transcription. Gene Ontology annotation, molecular function: protein dimerization activity; DNA-binding transcription factor activity. NCBI's taxonomy places the organism in Eukaryota, Viridiplantae, Streptophyta, Magnoliopsida, Sapindales, Anacardiaceae. Bases 742 to 3099 code for a protein of 785 amino acids.
UUCCGCGUAUUUGAGUGUCCACUUGGCAUGAAAACUGGACUUCUCUUUCUUCGAGCUUCAACUACUCACUCUAAAGAUUACAUUUUUGAUAACUUUUUUCGUUAUUUCUUCAACUACAACUCAGUUUUGACGUUUUUAAUGCAUUUGGAUUCGUGAACUUUCACUUCUUCCAGGAAAUCUCUCAGGUUUUCUCAACAUUUUAUUCUAUGUUCAGCUCUUGUUCAAAUCUUCCACUUUUUCUUUUUUAUCUUUUUUUAUUUUAAUGGUUUGAUUUGAAAGAUUAGUGAAUUUUGUUUAAUACUGAAAAUCUGAUCUGGGAUUUUGAUAUAAUGAUUGGAGAAGUAGAAAACAUGGAAUUUUUCUUUAAACAAAUUGUUAAAGGAGCUUAAUUUGGAUCUUUAAGAGUGAUUAAAGAAUUGGUUUGACUGAUUACUUUAUCUAUAUUACAACUUUAUAUUUUAAUAAUGUAAGUUUUUUAUAAGGACUUUUGUUUUAAAGCAAGAUUUUGUUCAAGUAAAUUUGUAACUGUAAAAUGAGUUACUGGGAUUGUCUUAUCGUGGGGGCUCUUGGUCUGGCUUCUUUGUCUUGAAAGUUUCUUGGCUUCGUAUAUAUGUUUCUGGGUUCAUUGAACAGUUCACAUACAAGGAAAAAGUUGUGUGAAAAGUACCAAUAAUGGUUAUGUGCAUGAUUUUGAUUUUGGGGCUAUUCUGAGAAUCAAAAUACUUGUUCCAAUCCUCCAUCAUGCCUUUGUUUGAGCUAUAUCGUAUGAGUAAAGAGAAGCUUGAUUCAUCAAAGGAGGAUAAGAACCCUACAUCAGCUGAUUUAUCUUUCGAACCUGAGAAUGACUUUGUUGAACUAGUAUGGGAGAAUGGUCAGAUUUUGAUGCAGAGCCAGUCUAGUAGGAGCAGAAAGAGCCCUAUAUCAAAUAGCUUACCAUCUCAUUGUUUACCAUCUCACGCCACCAAGACAAGAGAAAAAGAUAUGGUAAAUGGCACCAAUACAAAGAUGGGAAAGUUUGGGACAAUUGACUCUGUAUUGAAUGAGAUUCCUAUGGCGGUGCCAUCUGGUGAAAUGAGUUUGAAUCAAGAUGAUGACAUGGUUCCUUGGUUGAAUUAUUCUAUCGAUGAAUCUUUACAGCAUGAAUACUGUUCAGAUUUUUUGCCUGAGUUAUCUGUUGUCACUGGAAAUGAUCUCUCCACCCAGAAUAAUUUUGCAUCGUUUGAUAAGAGAAGUAGUGGCAGUCAGUUCAAUAGAGAAUUCAAUACUGUUUCAGUACAUAAUGAUGCAAGUUUAGAACAUGGGAAUGGGUUGAAGAUUUCGUCAGUAGGAGGUGGUGAGCCGACGAGACCAAAGAGUAGUACUAGUCAAUUAUACCCAUCGUCAUCUCAGCAAUGUCAGACCUCAUUUCCUUAUCUUAGAUCAAGAGUUCCUGAUAGUAUUGGCAAUAGUUUGAAGAAUUCAACCCACAAUUCUGUUUUUGGUGGUUCUGCUCCUAGUUCAUCUGGCAGUUUUCCAGGCAUAAAGAUGCAGAAGCAAGAUCCAAGGAUGCCUACUAAUAGCACUGGUCUGAUUAACUUUUCUCAUUUCCAACGACCUGCUGCUCUUUUCAAAUCUAAUCUUCAGAAUAUCGGUUCAACUCCUGGUUCUGGGCCAUCGAGGAUAGAAGGGAUGGGUAGUAAGGAUAAGGGGCCCGCUGCAAGUGGUAGCAAUCCUGUUGAAUCCACACUUAAUGAUUUGAGUAGUGGUUUAAGGAAAGGAACAAGUUCCAAUUACCAACCCACGGUUGCACUGUCCAAGGUUGAUGUAAAACCAUCUGAAGUGAAGCCUCCUGAGGAACCAGUUGUUGCUGAACCGUGUGAGGCUAUAGGCCAAGAAGAUGCAUCAAAGAAUGAUAAAAGCCAUACUCAAGUUAUUGGUGAAAGUGAGGCUCUAGGCCAAGAAGAUGCAUCAAAGAAUGAUAAAAGCCAUACUCAAGUUAUUGGUGAAAGUGCAACUAAAGGACUGUUGGAUAGUGAGAAGACUGUAGAGCCUGUAGUUGCUGCUUCUUCUGUUUGCUCUGGCAACAGUGUAGAGAGAGCUUCAGAUGAUUUAACACAUAAUUUGAAGAGAAAACAUCAUGACACUGAGGAUUCUGAAUGUCCUAGUGAGGAUAUUGAAGAAGAAUCAGUGGGUGUAAAGAAAACAGUCACUGCUCGAGUAGGUACAGGCUCUAAGAGAAGCCGAGCUGCAGAAGUGCAUAAUUUAUCUGAAAGGAGGCGAAGGGAUAGGAUUAAUGAAAAGAUGCGUGCUUUACAAGAACUUAUACCAAACUGUAAUAAGGUGGACAAAGCUUCAAUGCUUGACGAGGCCAUUGAGUAUCUGAAAACACUUCAACUUCAAGUUCAAAUUAUGUCAAUGGGAGCUGGUUUGUAUAUGCCACCAAUGAUGUUUCCAUCAGCAAUGCAACAAAUGCGUGCAGCUCAUAUGGCUCAUUACUCGCAGAUGGGUAUUGGAAUGGGAAUGGGUGUUGGCUAUGGAAUGGGUAUGCCUGAUAUGAAUUGUGGAACUUCUGGUUAUCCAAUGGUUCAGGUGCCUCCAAUGCAUGGAGCACAUUUCCCAGGCCCACCAGUGUCAGGACCCACUGCUUUACAUGGGAUGGCAGGAUCUAACUUCCAGCUGUUUGGGCUUCAUGGUCAAGGACAUCCCAUCUCAAUGCCACAUGCACCCUUUCCUUUAUCAGGAGGGCCUAUUAUGAAGCCAGCCAUGGGACUAAAUGCCUGUGGCACGGGAGGUCCUAUGGAUAAUUUGGAUUCAGCUACAGGCUCGACCUCAAAGGAUCUGAUGCAGAGCAACAGUUCUCAAGCAAUGCAGAACACCGCUACUGAUAGUUCAAUGAAUCAGACAUUGCCAAAUACCACUACCAAUCAGACAUUGCAGAACACCGCUACCAAUAGUUCAAUGAAUCAGACAUCUAAUCAGUGUCAAGCAGCAAAUGGAAGCUUAGGACAGCCUCCUGCAGUGCAAGAUAAUUGUCAAGCCUCAGAAGGUACUGGUCAUGGAGCUUUCGGCUCACCCAAGAAAAAUGACAACGUUCCUAAUAGAGCAGCCUGUUAUGAAUGAUAGCUAGUUCUGAAAAUUUUGAUUAAAUGAGAAAAAUCCAAGUUGGUUGCUAUCUCUACAAUAACCAUCUGAACUCUAAUUACGGGACAGAACAAGUACAAUAUCCACAGAUUUUGGUAUGCUGAGGACCCUCAAAAUGUUUUCUUGCGCCUGUACAUUCAUUCAUUUACUUGACACAUGAAAUAAAGCGAUGUCAAAGAGUAGAAUACGUAUCUCAACAGUAUUUAUUCAAAUGUUUUCCUUUGUAGAUAUUGAGUAACAUUCUUUCAACCGAUAAAAUGAUAGUAAUUUUCCAAUACAUAUCUCUCCAUCUCUUCUCUCUUUGAAUUUCUAUGAUUGGCUUAUCAUUGUUUUGAUCUUACUCAAUUUCUAUGGUUUUGUGGGUUACUUCGUUUAGUUAAGGAAGGAUGUUUUUUAUCUGUUUAUAUCUUGCUUUGACGAUCUUGAAGCAAUUUUAAGUUGCGAUAAUCAUUGUAUAGCACGAGUGCACCUUCAUAUCCAGAAAGAUGUUAUAACAUGAUAUUAUCUGCCGGCUCAUUAACAACGAUUGAGUUUCAUUCAUAAUUUUCAUUCAUAAUCGCAAGCCAAUACUCAUGUCAUAUAGGCAAUUUUUAUACUGUAGUUAUCGUUAUUUUCCCUUCAUUUUUUGGCUCAAUGAAUGUAAAUGCUUUUCUCAGUAUAUGCUCAAGUUUGUUUGUUAUGAUAGCUGUGUUAUCUUAUCUCGUAUCUGUUAGUCUUUUUCUUGAAGAUCAUUGUCCUCCACUUCAUUUUUGUACUAACUUUAGCUCUAGUAAGUGAUUCUCCAGCAAAACAGAUUUAAGGCU